This is a messenger RNA of Oppiella nova, 707 nucleotides long. Lineage: Eukaryota; Metazoa; Arthropoda; Arachnida; Sarcoptiformes; Oppiidae. The record is from the annotation of a GenBank genome assembly.
GUUUGUAAACAAUGUUUUGACGUCAAUGUCGUCUUUGGAGUCGUUUGAGGCCAAGAUCUGUCUUCUGGGCGACUCAGGAGUCGGCAAAUCGUCGCUCGUAACGCGCUUCGUUCACAACACUUUCAACGCUCACAACGAGUCGACAAUCGGCGCCUCUUUUAUGACCAAAACGUUCGUUCAAAACGACACUCAAUUCAAAUUCAACAUUUGGGACACCGCUGGACAGGAAAUGUACCGCGCGUUGGCCCCCAUGUACUACCGACAGGCGGCCGUCUGCAUAGUGGUGUAUGACGUCACGCAAGAGGAGUCCUUCCGUUCCGUCCAGUCGUGGGUUCGCGAACUGCAGACGCAUUUGUCGCGCGACAAGACUCUCAUCGCAAUCGUCGGCAAUAAAUGCGAUUUGGAGUUCGCGCGCAAAGUCGCGACCAAAGACGGCAAGGCGUUGGCGGAGGCGAUGAACGCGCUGUUCGUCGAGACGUCUGCGGCGCGCGAUCUCAACGUUCGCCAAUUGUUCCAAACUAUCGCCCAGCGAUUGCCGCCGCGAGAGACGAGACCCCAAUCGCCUGGACUCCGAUUGGACGGCGCGUCGGAAGCCCCGCCCCGAGACGCCCGCAAGUGCUGCUGAGGAGGCGUUCUAUUUAUGGAUUUUUUUUGCAGAUUUUAUUUAUUUAUAAAAGACUUUAUUUUCGAGAAAUAUAUUGUUUUUA